AUGGGAGGAAGAUUAAAUGAUUUAAUUCAAGUUGCAUAUGGUGGUAAAAAUGUAAUUUUAUCAAUGAUGAAAAAUAAAACUAGACAAACAUCAUCAGUUUUUAUAAAUAAUUUAAAUAGUUUAAAUAAUAAUAAUAAUAAUAUAUCAUUAAAAGAUAAAUUUAAAGAUUUAAAAGAUUUAAAAGAUAAUUUAAAUGAAAAAAAGAUUAAUAAUGAUAAUGAUGAUGAUGAUGAAGAUAAUUUAAUAUUUGAUGAAAAAAAAGAUUUUUUAAAUGAAAAUAAAAAUCCAGAAUUAAAUUAUAUAAAAUCAAAAGGUCAUAAGAUUCCAUCAAGUCAAACAUCAAGAUUUUGGGAAUUUACAAAAUUAGCAGUUGGUGUUGGAGCUGGAUUUUUAGGUGAAAAAACAAAAAGAACAAUUGACUCUUCAUCGUCAUCAUCAUCACCAUCAUCAUCAUAUAGUGCAAUAUUUACAGAUACAAAUGCAGAAAGAAUGGCAGAAUCAUUUUCAAGAAUGAGAGGAGCAGCAUUAAAGAUUGGACAAGUGUUAAGUAUACAAGAUGAAUCAUUUUUACCACCAAAAUUUGUAGAGAUAUUAGAUCGUGUUAGAAAGAAUGCAAAUCCAAUACCAUUAGAACAAUUAUAUAAUACAAUGUCAAAUGAAUUGGGUGAGAAUUGGCGUAGUAAAUUCCAACUCUUUCAAGAUGAUCCAAUUGCAGCAGCAUCAAUUGGCCAAGUACAUAGAGCCAUUACAUUGGAUGGUAAAGAAGUGGCUGUCAAAGUUCAAUAUCCAGGUGUAGCCGAUUCAAUCACAAGUGAUAUUAAAAAUCUAUCAUCACUUUUAAAAAUGAUUGUACCAGAAACAGCAUACAUUGAAAAAUCAUUAGAAUCUGCAAGAUCUGAAUUAUUAUUAGAAACUGAUUACUUAAAUGAAGCUUCAAAUCAAUUAAAAUUUAAAUCACUUUUAGAGAGUAGCAUCAAUAGUGGCACCAAUGGUAGUUUUAAAUAUUUAAAAGAUUUAUAUGUACCAAAUGUAAUCAUGGAAUUAACGACUAAACGUAUUUUAACUACAGAAUUUGUACAUGGUACUUCAAUUGAUAAAAUUACAAUAGAAAAUCAUAAUCAAGAAACUCGUGAUUGGAUAUCAAAAAAUAUUUUAUCACUUUGUUUAGCAGAAUUAUUUGAAUUUAAUUUUAUGCAAGUCGAUCCUAAUUGGACCAAUUUCGUAGUUGAUUUUGAAAAUAAGAGAAUUAAUUUACUAGAUUUUGGAGCAUGUAGAAAUUAUAAAUCUGAAUUUUUAUUCAACUAUUUAAAAUCAAUUGAAGGUGGUGUUAAUAGAGAUAUAAAUCAAAUUUUAGAAUACUCUUUAAAAUUGGGUUAUUUAACUGGUGAUGAAAAUAAACAAAUGAAUGAUGCUCAAGCUAAAUCAAUUUUAAUUUUAUCUGAACCUUUUUCAAAAUUAUAUUAUAAAGAAAAUAAUUUAAAAACUUAUCCAUUUAAUGAAAAACAAAUUGCAAAAAGAAUUAGUCAACUUAUACCAACAAUGUUAAAAAAUAGAUUAAAACCACCUCCAGAAGAAACUUAUUCAUUACAUCGUAAAUUAUCUGGUUGUUAUUUAGUUUGUUCAAAAUUAAAAUCAAAUAUAAAUUCAACUUUAAUUUUUAAUCAUUUUAAAAAUAUUUUUUAUAAAAAUUAUAAAUAA
Molecule: messenger RNA, 1698 nt
Organism: Dictyostelium discoideum AX4
Lineage: Eukaryota; Evosea; Eumycetozoa; Dictyosteliales; Dictyosteliaceae
Gene: abkA
Product: ABC1 family protein kinase
Exons: 1
Coding region: 1-1698 (565 amino acids)
Molecular function (GO): ATP binding
Source: RefSeq, a predicted model, not a curated record